This is a messenger RNA of Condylostylus longicornis, 1653 nucleotides long. Its product is annotated as N6-adenosine-methyltransferase subunit METTL3-like. Gene Ontology annotation, cellular component: RNA N6-methyladenosine methyltransferase complex. NCBI's taxonomy places the organism in Eukaryota, Metazoa, Arthropoda, Insecta, Diptera, Dolichopodidae. The record is from RefSeq and is a predicted model, not a curated record.
AUGGGAAGACAAGCAGAUCGUAUUCGAGCACCAGAGAAGUCAGCGAAGAGACCAAAGAUGAAGGAGCGUCUCGACGAACACGCUCGACGGCGCGAAUUCCAGAGGAGACCCGGAACAAGCGCAAGGAAAGUAACGCUUGAGGAAACACCAAGCAGCGACACAGUUUUGCCAGACGAUCGUCGUGGAAGAAGAAAACGCGAAGAUGAAGAACGAAGGCAGAAUGACAGCGCGACCCAAGAAGUUAAGAAAAAUGAGCUCGGAGGCCGAAAAGAACAAAAAGGACCUUCUAGUGAGCGCUCUUUUAGAGAAGAUGCGGAAGCAGUGAAAAGCGGUGGGUUGUCUGAAUUGAUGCCCCCGCCCAAAAGUUUAGAACCACGCCGGACUCAUCGGAAAGGCGAUUCCGACCGGCGAACCACGCGAAGAACGACUGAGACACGACAACAUGCGGAGCCAGUGAGGCAUCCUUCUGAAAAUUGUCGUAAGAAUUCGGCGGAUCAGUCCGGAACGGCCCUCAAGACUGGAGCAUCAAGUUCGGGGCUGAACAUCGAAGAAUUGCUGAGUGCACCAUCAGCAAAGGAAAAGCAAAUAAUGGAUUCGAGUGCUGAGCUUCGCGAUCUCCUCACAGUUCCAACUGCCAAGCAUUCCAUUACGACGCGAAGUUUCCAAAGCCGUGGAGGAUCGAAAGUCCAACAGAUCUGUCCGCGUGGUACGCGACACGAUUGCCUCAUCGAAGCCAUCGAAAAGCACAACGAACUGAAAGUUUGUGGCAAAAUUCAUUUCAGACGUAUCAUGUUUCCACAUACCGAUCUCAGCCUGGGAGAUUGCUCCUAUUUAGACACUUGUCGUCACAUGUCUUCCUGCCGAUUCGUUCAUUAUGAAGUUGAUCUUGAUGUCGGAACUGAAGAACAGAAAUCCGAAUUGUUGGACAGAAUGGACGAUUCAACCAGAACAGCAAUCGGAACGGUUUCGUCUUCUCAAUUGGAGGAACUUCCUGCUCAAUGGAUCCAUUGCGAUAUUCGUAAAAUCGAUUUCAGUAUCUUUAGAGGCAAAGUGAAAAUAGUGAUGGCAGAUCCUCCUUGGGACAUCCACAUGGAUUUACCUUACGGUACAAUGACGGACAAUGAGAUGAAGUCAUUGAGGCUGGAUCAAGUUCAAGAUGAAGGACUUCUCUUCCUAUGGGUUACAGGUCGUGCUAUGGAAUUGGGACGUGAAUGCAUGCAGCUGUGGGGUUAUCGCCGUUUAGAAGAGAUUGUUUGGGUGAAAACGAAUCAAUUGCAACGCGUCAUUCGAACUGGUCGCACUGGUCAUUGGCUUAAUCAUUCAAAAGAACAUUGCUUAGUUGGAAUUAAAGGUGAUCCCAAACUCAAUCGCCAUCUCGAUACAGAUUUGAUCGUCGCUGAAGUGCGUGAAACAUCAAGGAAGCCUGACGAAGUUUAUAGAAUCAUUGAGAGACUUUGCCCCUGGUCCUUAAAAUUAGAACUCUUCGGAAGGCAACAUAACGUCCGGAACAAUUGGAUUACUUUGGGUAAUCAACUAGAUGCUGUUCGGUUGCAUGAUGCCAGCCUCGUUCACCGUUAUAACUCUUACGCUUCAAAGUCUGGUUUGCCUCUCUAUGACCAAGUUAGAGAGCAUCAGCCCCCUGACGGUCAUUAA